Messenger RNA from Caenorhabditis remanei, 345 nucleotides. RefSeq lists its product as uncharacterized. Bases 1 to 345 code for a protein of 114 amino acids. Lineage: Eukaryota; Metazoa; Nematoda; Chromadorea; Rhabditida; Rhabditidae. The record is from RefSeq and is a predicted model, not a curated record. The transcript is spliced from 3 exons.
AUGACCUCAGCCUCUGCAAAAACCGGUGCCACAUCUCAAGUUUCUGCAAGUGGAAGCAAGAUUGGAGGGGAGCAGAGUGAAAAUUCACAAAUCACUCAGCGAUCGUUGUACGGAAAUGUGAAGCCACCAAAAAUGUCGGAAGAGUCGUUACCAAAACCCAAUAAAAAUUUGGAGCAUCUUGAGAGAAAAUUGAAAGGAAGUCUCAGAUGUGGUGUGGGAUGUCUCGUUGUUGGAGUGAUUCUUGCUUCUGGACUCAUCUUUUUGGCAUUUCUGGCGUUUCGAGGAAAUGUAAUCUUUCCGGAUAUUCCGGAUAUGAAAGAAUUUAUGACUGUUCAUAAGGGAUAG